AUGGGGGAUCUGUUACCGGCUGUGAUUAUAGACAAUGGCUCAGGUCUGAUCAAGGCAGGCAUGGCUGGGGACAGGGAACCACGUUUCAUCUACAGCAACAUAACAGGCCGGCCUAAAGCCAAGUCCGUGAUGCUGGGGGCAGGCCAGAAGAACCUCUACAUUGGGAAUGAGGCACAGGCCAAGCGGGGGAUCCUCUCCAUCAGGUAUCCAGUGGAGCAUGGGAUUGUCACAGCUUGGGCGGACAUGGAGGCUGUGUGGAAGAAUGUCUAUGAGCAUGACCUGAAGAUGAAGGCAAGUGAGCGGCCAGCACUGUUCACCGAGGCACCGCUCAACCCACUGGUCAAUCGAGAACAUAUGACAAAGAUUCUCUUUGAGCGCUUUGAGGUACCAGCCCUUUAUGUGGCCAUCCAGGCCGUACUGGCUCUCUAUGCGUCAGGCCUUACCACGGGCUGUGUGAUGGACUCUGGUGAUGGCGUUACCCACACUGUACCUAUCUUUGAGGGCUACUGCUUGUCCCAUGCCGUUCUCCGGCUUGACCUGGCUGGCCGUGACCUUACAGACUACCUGAUGAGAAUCCUUAAAGAGAGCGGUAUCUCCCUGGUCAGUACAGCUGAAAGGGAGAUUGUACGAGACAUGAAGGAGACCUUGUGUUAUGUGUGUCUGUAUCCAGAGGAGGAGUUGGCUAAGAAACCAAGUGAAGUAGAGAAAUCCUACAGGCUGCCUGAUGGGCAGGUUGUUAAAGUCCAGAAUCAAAGGUUCCGCUGCCCUGAGACCCUUUUCUGCCCAUCUAAUAUUGGCAUGGAGGCCCCAGGGAUUGACAAGCUCUGCUUUAACACCAUCAUGAAGUGUGACAUUGACCUGAGGACCAAUUUUUAUGCCAACAUAAUCCUGUCUGGCGGUUCCAGCCUCUUCCCUGGCAUGGCUGAGCGCAUCACCAAAGAAAUAAUCCACAUGGUCCCCAGUGACACUGAGGUGAAGGUCAUGGCUCCCCCUGACAGGAAGCUCUCUGUUUGGAUGGGGGGCUCCAUCCUCGCCUCCCUCUCUGCCUUCCAGCAAAUGUGGAUUACCAUGGCAGAGUACAGGGAAGUUGGGCCUAACAUAGUGCAUAGAAAAUGCUUCUGAAAUCCAGUUGUUUUUAAAAGGAUCUUACUGAAAGUGUUGUGGGAAAGAAAAGAACCUCAAAUUAUAGUAACCCCAAAACGCU
Terrapene triunguis (Three-toed box turtle) is the source of this 1204-nucleotide messenger RNA. It is a transcript of the gene ACTRT3, whose product is annotated as actin related protein T3. NCBI's taxonomy places the organism in Eukaryota, Metazoa, Chordata, Testudines, Emydidae. The transcript has 2 exons. The record is from RefSeq and is a predicted model, not a curated record. The coding region runs from base 1 to 1122 and encodes 373 amino acids.